AUGGGGGAAAAUGGGGUUAUCUGCAAGUUAGAUAUAGAGAAGGCCUAUGAUAGUAUAAAUUGGCAGUUCCUUUUGAAGGUUAUGGAAAAAAUGGGGUUUGGCUCUAAGUGGCUGAGGUGGAUGUGGUGGUGUAUUUCCAUAGCUAAAUUCUCAGUUAUGGUGAAUGGAACACCAGCUGGUUUCUUUUCAAGCUCAAAGGGGUUGUGGCAAGGGGACCCCCUAUCCCCUUACCUUUUUGUCAUGGGGAUGGAAGUGUUGAGCAUUCUUAUCAGAAGGGCUAUGGAGGGGGGCUUUAUCUCAGGGUGUAAAAUUCAGCGGGAUAGAGGGCGGGCUGUCCAUGUUGCCCAUCUGCUCUUUGCUGAUGAUACUAUUGUUUUUUGUGAGGCUAAGAAGGAGUACUUAACGAAUUUGAGUUGGAUUUUGUACUGGUUUGAAGCCGCUUCAGGGCUAAGAAUUCAUUUGGCUAAAAGUGAGAUCAUUCCAGUAAGGGAGGUGGAAGAGGUAGAGGAGCUGGCUGUGGAGUUAGGGUGUAGGGUGGGGCAUCUGCCGACAGUGUAUUUGGGGCUGCCUCUGGGGGUGCCUAAUAAGGCUGUCUAUGGGUGGGAUGGGGUAGAAGAGAAACAAGUGCUGGUGGCAAAGUAUGGUCAAGAGGAUUACGGCUGGAGGACCAAAAAGGUUGUGGGUGCGUGUGGGGUGGGGGUGUGGAAGGAGAUUUUAAAGGAAGCUGGUUGGUGCUGGGAUAAUUUGGUGUUCAAAGUGGGAAAAGGCAAUAAAAUCAGGUUUUGGAAUGACAUGUGGUGUGGGGAUUCAGCGCUGUCCCAAAGGUUCCCGCAUCUCUACAUCUUGGCAGCCCAUAGAAACGCGUUAGUUGAAGACAUGCGGGACCAGAAUGCUGGAGAAGGAAGCUGGAACUUGAGAUUUAUUAGGGACUUUAAUGACUGGGAGGUGGAGAUGGUAGGUGAGCUGCUCCAAGUGUUGAGGGGAUUCAGGAUAACUCGGGAGGAAGAUUCGGUUUGUUGGAAGGGAGGGGGAAGUGGGCAGUUUAAAGUGAAGGAUGCGUACAACUGGUUGGAUAGGCCUAUGGAUGUUGUCUUCCCAAAAAACAAAAUUUGGAUGGAGAGAGUCCCAACUAAAAUCAUGUUUUUUGCGUGGAAAGCGACUUGGGGAAAGAUUUUGACUCUUGAUAGGCUCCAAAAGAGAGGAUGA
Molecule: messenger RNA, 1206 nt
Organism: Vitis vinifera (wine grape)
Lineage: Eukaryota; Viridiplantae; Streptophyta; Magnoliopsida; Vitales; Vitaceae
Exons: 2
Coding region: 1-1206 (401 amino acids)
Source: RefSeq, a predicted model, not a curated record